Molecule: messenger RNA, 2779 nt
Organism: Lutra lutra (Eurasian river otter)
Lineage: Eukaryota; Metazoa; Chordata; Mammalia; Carnivora; Mustelidae
Gene: HSF2BP
Product: heat shock transcription factor 2 binding protein
Exons: 8
Coding region: 1245-2522 (425 amino acids)
Cellular component (GO): cytosol
Source: RefSeq, a predicted model, not a curated record
GCUCCCCGCGGGAGACACGGCGGCGAGCCCUUAACGAGGAGCCGCCUCUGCGCGGUGCAGACCCAGAAGGACGCGGUCCUUGGGGUUUUGGCGGGAUGCUGGGGACAGCCCCACUGAGGGGUCGCCCUGCUGGGGGCCAGGUCUGAGCCUCUGCUGCCCUCGAGGCAGCGUCUUCCAGCGUCCCCAGUGUCCAGGUCCCGGGGCAGGUCAAGGGCGGGGACAAGUCCUGGGGCGCGGGGGAGGGGCAGGGCAGGACCCAGUGCGGAGUCUGGUAGGGUCCGGGUCAGCUCCGGUGCAGGGAUGGCAGGGACAGAGUCAGUGUCAGGUCUUCGCAGGGAUGGCAGAAACAGGGACAGGGCCGGAUCUCGGUGAAGGGGUGACAGCGUCAAUAUCAGGGUCAGGUCUUGGUGCAGGGGGUGGUGGGGACAGGGUCAGCAUCCAGUCCGUGCAGGGAAUGGCAGGGUCAGCGUCAGGUCUCAGUGCAGGGGAUGGCAGAGGCAGGUACAAGGACAGGUGCAGGGGAUGAUGGGUCCCGACGUGGUGUAGGGAUUUAGAGUGUGUGGUUGUGAGUCUGUUCCCAGGCCUGGACAACGUUCCGGGGACCCUGACGUUGUUGUUCCCCGCCAGUUACAGAAACGGACGAAGUCUUAGUUGUGCAAUAACCCCGUCCACCUGAUCCCACAGGCUGCACCCUACUUUGCAAACUCGGCGGGCAUGCGGGGGCAAGUGAAUGGACGAGGUGGCCUCUUCCAGUUCGUGGUGGGCGUCUCAGUUGCUGCGCCAGCUGGCUGGACUGCCCUCCCUAUCCAGGGCAGACGCUGAGCCCGCUGUCAGAAAGCUUUGGGCCUCGCUAGUGUCGCUCAGAGCCCAGCGAGGGAGUGUAGCCGCCUGCCGUGUGCGGACGGUCCCUCGAAAGCACCGCCCCCGAGCGCAGCGUCCCUUGCCAAGCAGGACAGGUCCAGUUCGACUUCCAUAACUUGACACUUACACUCGGGUCUCCCUGUCCUUCCACUUUGCAGUUAACGACUUUAAAAAAUCCGGUUAAGGCGGGACAGCGCACUCGGGAUCUCGCCCACUGCAAUCCUCGUCCGCGAAGCCGAGAACGCCGCUGCCACGCUAAGAGGUUUGAGCCUCGCUGCGCUCCGUUUUCGGCCCCGCGUGGUCGCGUUCCCGCGCUUUCGGCCUGAGGGGUCAGAGGGCGCGGCACGGCGCAGGCGCACGGAGCCGAGGCGGCAGCGGCGGCCAUGGGCGAGGCAGGCGGCGCUGAGGAGGCCUGUCGGCGCGUGGGGGCCCGGGAGGAGUUCGUUAAAGUCCGCAAGAAGGACCUGGAACGGCUGACGACGGAAGUGAUGCAGAUCCGGGACUUCCUGCCCCGAAUUCUCAACGGGGAGGUGCUGGGGAGCUUCCAGAGGCUGAAGAUCGCGGAGAAAAACCUGGAAAGGAAAGAGCAAGAGGUAGAGCAACUGAGGACGGACUGUGCGCACUUCAGAGCCCGCCUGGAGGCCGCGCAGGCUGACAGCAUAAGGGAGAAGAAGGAGAAACUCGCUCUUCGACAGCAGCUGGACGAAGCGAGGCGGCAGCUCCUGCUGCAGGCAGAGUACUGCACGGACAUGGGGGCGGCGGCCUGCACCCUGCUGUGGGGCGUCUCCGCCAGCGAGGACGUGGUCAAGGCCAUGCUGGGAGGAGAGAAAACGCUCAAGUUUUUCAGCAUCACUGCUCAGACCAUGGAGAGUUUCGUGAAGUCGCUGGAUGGGGAUGUCAAGGAGCCGGACUCUGCUGAGAAUCAGUUUGUGUGCGCUCUGGCUGGGGUCAUGACAAAUGUGGCCGCCAUUGCGUGUGGUCGAGAAUUCUUGGUUAACUCAAGCCGGGCUCUGUUGGACACCGUGCUGCAGCUUCUGGGGGACCUGAGGCCGGGACAGUGCACCAAACUCAAAGUGUACGGUGGAUGGUUACUGCUGAUGUCCCUGUACAACGUGAGCAUCAACCUGAAAGGCUUGAAGUACAUCAGCGAGAGCCCAGGAUUCAUCCCGCUGCUCUGGUGGCUUUUAAGUGGUCGCUUGCCAGCAGUGUUCCCUUUCCUUCCGGCCCGGAGAGGUCUGCCCCGUGGUGGAACUGCCGUGAUGUGUGUGGAAGCGCCGGGAGCGCCCGCCGUGUGGACCACCGUCCCCUGGGGAAGCCGCCCGCCUCCGGUGGUGGCACCGCGGUUGUCCUGCGGUAGUCGGCAGUCCGCGGCCACUCCUCCCACCUUGCUGCCGGACACACGCGGCGUUCUCUCCAGUUCCGAAGGAGUCCAGAGGACAGGCACACGUGCCACGGCAGGCUUCGGACUCCUCCAAGGAGACGCGCAGGCCCCGCGCUCAGUUGGGAAGGCCGGGACCGCCGCCCCGAGGAGAGCGAGGCGCGUGCCCAUGCGAACGAGGCCUUGUGUGUCCGUGAGCUCUGACCUUUGUCUGCGGCCGAGUGCCGGUGGCCAGCCUCGUGGUGUAGAUGCACGGCAGCAUUUGAAAAACACCAAACGCUAGAGGUCCGGACGGUCCGAGUUCCAGUUGUUAAAGCAGAAGCCGAUAGGAGCGUUCUGUUUUACAGGCACAGCGGGAACUCCGUCAGAGCCAGGAAGACAGGGAGGGCCUCGCACUCCUGCGCUUCUGCUGCGCCCCGGGCCUGCGAGCAGAGGGAGCGAGAGGCUGCGGCGCUGUGCCUGUGCACCGGCUGGUCUGGCUCUCCGCAGCACCCGCCAGCGGGAGAGGAGGGGCAACGGCGCUGAUGGGGGCACGCUGCA